AUGGUCUCGGCCUACAUGGCAAUCGGAGAGAGCGAGAAGCAGAACAAGAAGAGCGAACGUAGCGUAUCGACCACAACCACGACCACCGCUACGGCCCGCAACAGUGCAGAAGAGGGCAAGGAGGAGACCCGAGGGACCCACCUGAUGAGCACGGAGACCUGCUCCAAGAUGAUCACGCGCUACUUCCACCUCGUGGGCGACGCCUACCUCCAUGAGCUCCUGGCCGACCUCCUCAUCGACAUUGGCAAGAGGCGGAAGAAGGCGAGCAACAAGGCGAAGAAAGGGCACGAUAACGAUAACGUCCUUCACUUUGGCAUGAGCCGUGAUACGGUGGUCGAGAUUGCGCAGGACGCCUACGCGAUCAUCGAACGCAUCGUUCAAAACCUCGACCGGAUGCCGCAGCCGCUGCGUCGGGUGUGCCAACACAUUUACGCCGAAACGGCGCGCUCGGGCCAGGGCUGGCAUUUCGUGCGGCUGUGCCUCUUCUACCGAUUCGUCUUCCCGUCUAUCGUCGACUCCUCCCAGUACGAGGUCUUCUCCGAAGAGGUCAAGGACUACGACCUGCAAACGUAUCUGGUCGUCGUGGCCAAGGUGCUGCAGUCGCUGUGCCAGCUCCAGGAGGAAAGCGCGGAGGGCGAGACGGAGGAAGAACAGCCCGCGGCCGCUGGAGGGGAGGCUGAUCAGGCGCAGAGCCACAAGGCCAACAUAACCAAACUGAUGACCAAGUUCAUGCGACAGCUUCUGCGUAAGGAUGACAUCGACGAAGCCACCUGUGCGGAGACCGGCGCCAAGCAAACGCUCAAGGCUCCCCUGGGCACAGCCAAGGCGCUCCAAGCUCUGGAACAGCUGAGCGCACACAUCAAGCAGAAACCCCCUCGACUGAGCCUAUUCGCGGAUUGCUCCUCACCUGAGUACGGCGAGCGCAUUCGGCGUCUGCUGCAGGAUGUGUGCGCGCUGGAGGACCUGCCCGCCCCCAGCCCCGACGCGGCUCCCAGGGCCAAUCGCUACAGCAGCGACAAGCAACGCUGCCUUCUCUGCUGA
Messenger RNA from Acanthamoeba castellanii str. Neff, 1041 nucleotides. RefSeq names its product GTPase-activator protein for Ras family GTPase. The transcript has 6 exons. The record is from RefSeq and is a predicted model, not a curated record. Lineage: Eukaryota; Discosea; Longamoebia; Acanthamoebidae. Bases 1 to 1041 code for a protein of 346 amino acids. Gene Ontology annotation, biological process: regulation of GTPase activity.